Molecule: messenger RNA, 987 nt
Organism: Linum trigynum
Lineage: Eukaryota; Viridiplantae; Streptophyta; Magnoliopsida; Malpighiales; Linaceae
Source: the annotation of a GenBank genome assembly
AUGAGUCGUUUGACAGAACUUCAGAAAAACCCCUCAGCUAGGAGAAAAUUAAGAGAUUUGCAGCAACAAAGUGAUAAUCGUACCUGUGCUGAUUGUGGUGCUCCGGAUCCUAAAUGGGCGUCUGCAAAUAUUGGAGUCUUCCUCUGCUUAAAAUGUUGCAGUGUGCACCGAAGCCUUGGUACCCAUAUCUCAAAGGUUUUAUCAGUGACACUGGAUGACUGGAUGGAGGAAGAGAUUGAUUCAAUGGCUGAAGUUGGAGGAAAUGCAGCUGUUAAUUCAAUUUAUGAGGCUCAUAUACCUGACGGAGUAUCAAAGCCUAAACCGGAUGCCAGUCAUGAUGAGCGUUCAAAAUUCAUCAGAUCUAAGUAUGAGCUCCAAGAUUAUAUGAAACCUGGCUUGCGAAUUACCUCAGGAAAGUCUGCUGUAUCUUCCCAGUUAAGCUUUUCCAAGAGGAUCAUGGAUUCAUUCAGUACCACAAGUGCAUCAUCUACGGAUGGCAUGGUAGAAUUCAUUGGUUUACUGAAGGUGAAGGUUGCGAAGGGUACAAACUUGGCUGUGAGAGAUAUGUUGUCAAGUGAUCCUUAUGUCAUCCUCAAUCUCGGUAAACAGACUGUCCAGACCACUGUAGCUAGGAGCAACCUGAAUCCAGUAUGGGAUGAGGAACUCAUGCUCUCAGUUCCACAAGACUAUGGCACUGUGAAGUUGCGAGUGUUUGACUACGACACUUUCUCUGCUGAUGACAUAAUGGGGGAGGCAGCGAUCGACUUGCAGCCAUUGAUAAACUCGGCAAUGGCGUAUGGUGACCCGGAGAUGUUUGGGAACAUGCAGAUUGGUAAGUGGUUGAAAUCAGCUGACAAUGCUCUCAUAGAGGAUAGCACAGUAAACAUCGUGGAUGGGAAGGUGAAGCAACAAGUGUUUCUCAAGCUCCAGAACGUAGAAUCUGGGGAGUUAGAAGUAGAGUUAGAGUGGUUGUCUCUGGAGCAAUAA